Pongo pygmaeus (Bornean orangutan) is the source of this 2115-nucleotide messenger RNA. RefSeq names its product leucine rich repeat containing 43 (gene LRRC43). The coding region runs from base 1 to 1977 and encodes 658 amino acids. NCBI's taxonomy places the organism in Eukaryota, Metazoa, Chordata, Mammalia, Primates, Hominidae. The record is from RefSeq and is a predicted model, not a curated record. The transcript is spliced from 13 exons.
AUGGUUGCCAGGCAACGCGGCCGGGCCAUGGAGGCGUCGUACGAGUCCGAGUCCGAGUCUGAGGCCGGGCCUGGCACUCAGCCGCCCGGGACCGGGACCGUGAGCGCGGCAGUGCGCGAGCACUUGCGGAAGCUCUGUCUGCGCGAGUUCCCGUGCGGUGCCGGCAGCUGGAAUAAGUCGCGCUUUCUUCCUCAAACUUGGCGAACAUGGAGGGAGCUUGUCCCCAGAGAGGAGGACCUGGUGAGCCCCGGGGAGGAGACGGUGGAGGCCCUGCUGGGCCUGGUCUGCAGCCGCCACUCCCCCUGGGCUCUGCUGAACGACUCGAAUGCGGAAGACAGUUUCCUGAGAGAACUGGCCAUCCGGAACCCGCUGACGAUCACAGACACCUUCUUCUACUCCUACUUCCGGUCCCUGCGGGUGGUAGACAAGGAGGUCACCCUGGUGGAUAAAGACCUCCUGAAAUUUCUAAAGCUGGAGGAGUUGGUACUGAGCGCCAAUCGAAUCAAGGAGGUGGAUGCCACCAAUCUGCCCCCCACACUCAAGGUGCUGGAGCUCUACGGCAAUGAGAUGAGCAGCAUGGAGUGUCUGUGCGCCCGCCCACCCGCCGGCCUGCAGCACUUGGGGCUAGGCCACAACAAACUUCUAGGCCCCUUGGAAAGUCUCUACGUCACCGCUAAUCACUGGCCCAACCUCGUCUCCCUGGACCUGGGCUUCAACGACCUGACAGACCUGCAGAGCAUGGUCGCCAGCCUGAGGACCCUCCGGCACCUGCGACUCCUGGUGCUGCAGGGAAACCCACUGGCCUUGGUGCCCUACUACCGCGGCCUCGUCAUCGACAGCCUGGCCCAGCUCUGCGUGCUGGACGACAUCACCGUGUCUCCCAACGAGAAGCAUCUCUUCCGGGGGCUCAGCCUCAAUGGCGAUCUCUUGGCACAGGAGGCGCAGUUUGUGGUGACCAUCGGAAACAUCAGAGGAGUCCUGGACACCUCUGUCUUAGACCCGGAACCCGGACCCGAAGGCCCUUUCAUCACUUACAACUAUUACGUGACCUACGAUUUUGUGAAAGACGAAGAGGGCGAAACGAAUGAGUCCGCGGAUGUGCUGGCCGAGAUCGUCAAGCCCUCUCCCAGCUCAGAAUUAUUAGUUGAGGAAUCUCCUGAAGAGGUCGUCGGAGACGUCAUCGAAGACAUUGUUGAAGAGGUUACUGAAGAGGUCGAAGGGUCUCUGGAGUCUGAGGUGGAGGAGUCAGGAGAGUCAGAGCUGUCUGUCAUCUCGGGGCCUUCGACCAUCUUGCAGACGCCGAGGGCCUCUGCAGAAGAGCUGGCCAAGUUGCGGCUGCGUAUAGAUCCCCGGCUCUGCCCGUCCCCAGGGACUGUCCUCUUCAGCACCACCCACAAGCCCUGGGCUGAGGUCAUCCCCUGCAGCUACGAGAUGCAGCACUCUCUCAGGGACCUGGUGCCACUGAAGGCCUUCCUGCUGGCGGGGACCACCGUGACCAUCGUGGAGGAGAAGAUUCUCUCCUGGCCUGUGGUGCUACCUGCUGUUGACAGUCCCCUGUCUGCCAAGAAAGGAAAGGGGGAGAAAGACAAGAAAGGGAAGGAGAAAGACAGAACGGGGAAAGGAGAGAAAGAGCCGGCCAAGGAGUGGAAGGUGCCGAAGAAGAAGAAAGAGCCACCCAAGGAGCUCCGGCAGGACCCCCCCAUCCUCCAGGUGCUGGGCCGGGGCCUGGUGAUCCUGGAGCCCCUGCUUGCCGGGGAGCCCCUGGUGUCCACCGUGUGCAACUUCGGCGUGGUCCGCACCUUGACAUCUGACAGGCUGACGUUGGCCAGGGAUUCAAAGAAGAUUAAGAAAGUUGCCAAAAAAGAGCAACCCACCAUACUGAAGCUGAAAAGUGGAAACCGGCCCGACGUGGUGGCUCACGCCUGUAAUCCCAGCACUUUGGCGUGCGGAUCACCUGAGAAAAGCCGAAAGCCGUGAUUCCGAUCUACGAAGGCGAUUACCACCCCGAGCCCCUGACGGUAGAGGUGCAGAUCCAGCUGAACCAGUGCCGCUCGGCGGAGGAGGCUCUGCGCAUGUUCGCCGUGUAGGGCGUGGGCAGUAAAGGCUGUUCCCAGC